GUCAAAAUAAGGAGGCCCACGCUUCUCCCGCCGCUUCGCCCCGGUCGACGGCGGCUUUGGUUGCUCAUCCUCCACUCUCUGCUUCGUCUCCCCUUCCCUCUCUCUCGCUCUACGCAGUCUUCUCUCCGUCCCCGUAAAGAGACCGACGCCAUGCCCAUCUCCCUGUCGUCCAUGUCUUUGGAAUCGUCCUCUGCAGCUGCAAUUCCUCCAAAAGCCUCUCCUUGCUCCCACACUCCUUGCCCUCCACCUCCCCCCCGUUUGUCCAUCACCCACCGCCGCACCGGCGGAAGAAGCUUUUCCGCUGCUCUCAAUAACCACAGCCCCCUCAAAGCCCAGUCCAGAAAACCCCUUCUUCGCCCCCUGCAGCUCUCCUCUUCUCUCCACGACCAGGCUGCCGGAGGUCAGUCGGACUCGGAAUCAGUCGCCCAGCAAGCCCUGUUGGAAUACCUACAUGGAGAGCUCGGAUUACCGGAGGAGGAAGCGGCGAACAUCGUGUCGGGUGCGCCCAAGUACCUGGGGACCUUGAUAGACGAGGUGAAGGAGUUGGAUGAGCUGCCGGAACUAUGGGGGGAGUUCAGUUAUUGGAAAGCCGAUGCCGACAACUCUGUAGCUGCAGCCGAUGGCGGCGUCGGCGGGCGGGGGUUUAAGGAGAAAGUGGUUUAUAUGGCCAAGCAGAAAGGGGAUGGCGGCAAGGUUGCCUUUUUAGAGAGUCUCGGGCUCAGCCUGCCGUCGGCAACCUACCUUGCCCGCAUCCUCUCGUCGGAGAAUCUUCCCGCUCUCGUUCACAAGGUCAAAAUUAUGAAGGAAAUGUUGUUUUCUGGCAGAGACGAAGGACGGAUUAUAGGGAAGAAUGCUCGUCGUCUGAUGAUGAACUUAUCGAUCUCCGUUGAUGAGGAUGUACAACAGACACUAUCUUUCUUUGAAAAGAUUGAAGCCAAGCGUGGGGGUCUUGACAUAUUGGGCGAUGAAGACGCUGCUUUUCGAUAUUUGGUCGAAUCAUUUCCACGUCUUCUCUUGUUAUCAGUGGAAUCCCAUUUCAAACCAAUGUUGGAGUUCCUUAUAAGGGCCGGAGUUCCUCGUGUUAGCAUGAGAAACGUUCUGCUGCUUUUCCCACCAACCAUCUUCAUUGGAGUCAAGUUUAUGAAGAAGAAACUUCUUGUGUUUGAGCAGGUCGCUCCAGCCGAGGAUAUCGGUAAGUUGCUGGUGAGGUAUCCAUGGAUUCUUUCAACUAGUAUUCAGGAUAAUUACAAGGAGAUUGUUUCGUUCUUUGAAAAGGAGAAGGUGCCUAGAGUUAGUAUCGACCUCGCUAUUAAGAGUUGGCCUCAUCUAUUGGGGGGUUCAACAGGCAAGCUUAAGUCGAUGGUCGACUGCUUCGGUGAACUGGAUGUUCGAAAUAAGAUGUUGGGGAAAGUCAUUGCUAAGAGCCCUCAGCUACUGCUUCGAAAGCCAGAAGAAUUUCUCCAGGUUGUGUCCUUGUUGGAAGACAUCGGAUUCGAUAGGAUAACGGUGGGGAAGAUACUUGUCCGGUGUCCUGAAGUUUUUGCAACCAGUGUCGAGAAAACUCUUAGGAAGAAGCUCGAUUUUCUUACAAGCAUCGGCAUUUCCGAAUCUCAUCUACCUCGGGUUAUCAAGAAAUAUCCGGAAGUUCUCGUCUCCGACAUCGACAGAACAUUAGUUCCUCGGAUGAACUAUCUAACGGAGAUUGGGCUUUCGAAGAGGGAGGUAGCGUCCAUGGUUCGGAGAUUCUCACCUCUGCUGGGUUACAGCAUCGAAGAGGUGUUCCGGCCGAAGGUGGAGUUCCUAGUGAACACGAUGGGGAAGUCAUUGAAGGAGGUCGUGGAGUACCCGAGAUACUUCAGCUAUUCGCUGGAGAAGAAGAUAAAGCCUCGGCACUGGGUGUUGAAGGGGAGGGGAAUGGAGUGUAGCUUGAAAGAAGCAUUGAGCAAGAACAACGAGGAAUUCGCUGCCGAGUUCAUGGAUGUCGGAGGAAGGCCACCAAGCCCUCCUCCCUCCCCCUGAUUUCGAUCUGUUGUUGUAUCAUAAUAGAUUAGAACAACAGCUGCUAUCAUUCAUCGUAAAUAGUAGAAAUGGUUCGAAUCCAAAUCGUGAUUGAUAAUAUCACCGGCCACCGAUGAUCAUGGUGUCAAAAUUUAUCAAAAUUUUCAAA
This is a messenger RNA of Punica granatum (pomegranate), 2167 nucleotides long. NCBI's taxonomy places the organism in Eukaryota, Viridiplantae, Streptophyta, Magnoliopsida, Myrtales, Lythraceae. The record is from RefSeq and is a predicted model, not a curated record.